This is a messenger RNA of Caenorhabditis briggsae, 2784 nucleotides long. RefSeq names its product Protein CBR-PTR-3 (gene Cbr-ptr-3). The record is from RefSeq and is a predicted model, not a curated record. Gene Ontology annotation, biological process: endocytosis; molting cycle, collagen and cuticulin-based cuticle. The coding region runs from base 1 to 2784 and encodes 927 amino acids. Gene Ontology annotation, cellular component: plasma membrane; cytoplasmic vesicle membrane. The transcript is spliced from 11 exons. NCBI's taxonomy places the organism in Eukaryota, Metazoa, Nematoda, Chromadorea, Rhabditida, Rhabditidae.
AUGAAACAUAAGGUUGAAAGGGCCUCAGAUAACACAUGGUUUGUCCGAAUCAUUCAUUGGUUUUUCCAAAAAUGCUCAGCUCUCAUGUGUUAUUGCCCAUGGACAUGCAUAUUGCUCACUACUAUUCUAACACUGGUUUUGGCACUGAAAAUUCCUUUCACUAGAAUGCAAAAUGACAUCAGUGACUUCACACCAUUUGGUGCAAAAUCGAGGGUAGAACUGGAAAAGUAUCGACAAUUUUUCAAUAACCAUGGCGAACCAAAGGCUAUCUACGCUUUCAUCACUUCUAAAAUUGGAGAUAACAUGUUAGGAAUCUCCCAGUUGAACGACACAGUGCAUGUUCUUGAUAAAAUUUCUCGAGAUUUCUAUUUGAAAACAUCUAAUGGCCCGAAGAAUUUUGAGGAAUACUGUAGUGGAUUUUGUUUACUAAACGAACCAGUGAGGCAUUUUUAUAACGGAAUGUUGAUUUCUGGACAACACGGAACGGAUUUCAGUCAUUUGGAUUUGGGUUAUCCUAUCACCACAGUUCUAGGCACUAAGUUAUUUAUGGAUCCAAACUUUUUCGGCGUUAAAGUGGCGACAGAAAACCACAAGAUUGAGAGUGUAGCUGACGGAAACAUUAGACUCUUCGGAGAUAAUAUGAAACAAGAGCCAAACAACAUUCGAGAAGUAUCACUAGUAGUUUUACAGUUUAGAUCAGAGUUGGGUGAUGAAGUGAAAGCAGAAGAUCUAAGAAAUUACGAGCAUGAAAUACUGGACUAUAUCCAUGACGAAUACCAAUCUGCCCAUAUCAAUGUCUACAUACUAACCGAUUCUUAUAUCACUGAAGAAAUCGUGAGAGCUGGGCUCACUCUUUUGCCAUUUCUCGUCAUCGGUUUCAUUAUCAUGGCUGUAUUUUCCUCAAUUACUUUUGUUAUCAGUGCUCAUUACUUGAAACAGCUGAACAUUUAUAAGGUUGUUCUUGCUGUAAUGGCAUGUGUAUGUCCAUUUAUGGCAUGCGGAGCAAGUCUGGGAGCAAUGUUUUACGCUGGCUUUCGAUUUGGGUCCAUUUUAUGUGUGACCCCUUUUUUGGUUCUAGCCAUCGGAGUAGAUGAUUCAUAUUUAAUGGUAAAUGCAUGGCAACGGAUCACAUGCCACAGAAGGAAAUAUGGUCGAAUUGAAAGUGUCCAUAAGGAACUGAAACAUAGAAUAACAGAGAUGUUUAUUGAAACUGGACCAUCUAUUACUAUUACUACCAUCACUAAUGCGUUGGCAUUCGGAAUCGGAGCAACAACCCCAGCUGCAGAAAUUCAACUUUUCAGCAUCGGAAAUGCUCUAGCUGUCACGACUGAUUUUGUGUUCACUAUAACUUUCUAUGGAGCGUUAAUGGCUGUCGUUGGGAAGUAUGAAAUUACAAAGGAGCUGGAAACGCUAAAAACUCUUCCAGGAGCUGAGACGCCAUCAGAAACUUCUUCAGCGGGAUCGGAUACCUCUUCAGAACCAGAAGAUUGUAAAUUUCGAAGGGCAAUCGCUAAAAUCUGCAAAUUCUUGACAAACACUUGGGUGUGUUCCAUAGUUUUAGGUCUACUAGCGGUCUAUUGGUACAUCUGUAUCAUCGGAACUGUCAACAUAAAAUCCGAAUUAAGUCCAAACAAACUCUUCUUAGAAGAAAGUAACAUUGUGAAGGUAAUUUUCAAGCAGCGGAAGACACAUAUUAUUCCUUAUUACUCUGCUUGUUGGAUUCUGGUGGAAAACCCUGGAGAUAUUAACGACAAAUCUCAACGUGCAAAACUUGAGGAUUUGGUACAAUCAUUUGAAAGUCUACCGUCUGCAAAUGGGCGAUACUCCACAAAGUUCUGGCUUCGAGACUAUGAAGACUUUCUGAAACAAUCGGAAGACAUUGAUUUACCAAUGGAAGAGGAGGAUGAAGAGUUGGCAAUUGAGUUUAGUGUCAAUGGGAGCCAAGUAGUCACACCAUCUCAACCAUUUGGGAAUGGAAAUGAGUUGAGACAGUUCUUGGAGUGGCCAGAGUUUUCAUUUUGGAAGGGAUUCGUUCAGAUCAAUGAGUCGACCUACCAAAUGUCUAAAUUCCUAGUUACCACUGCAUACCAUGGCUCAGAACUGGUUGAUUGGUCUAACAGAGCAAAGCUUUUGAAUGAGUGGAGAGCAGUGGCUGACCAAGAGAAAUAUCGCUCAUUGAACGUGACUGUUUACGAAGAAGAUGCUAAAUUCCUUGACCUAAUUGAAACGAUGUCUCCUGUGGCUAUUCAAUCUGCUCUCUGGACGUUUGCUUCAAUGUUCCUGGUAGCUGCUUUAUUCAUCUCCCACCCUCCAACUCUUUUCGUUGCCACAUUUUCAAUUCUCUCUACAUCGUUGGGAGUAUUUGGAAUAAUGUCUUGGUGGGGUGCCGACUUAGAUCCAAUUAUGAUGUCUGCUACUGUAAUGUCUAUCGGAUUUUCUGUCGAUAUUCCAUCUCAUGUUAGCUAUCAUUUCUAUCAGACUGCCAAGGACACGACAGACAUCAGAAGACGUCUUCAGAUGACGAUAGAAGCAGUUGGAUUCCCUAUUUUCGAAGCAUCACUGUCCACAUCGCUUUGUGUUAUGUCGUUGUUUUUUGUGGAUUUGAAUAUGGCUCAGAUAUUCGCAAAAUGUAUGUUAUUGGUUGUUGUAAUUGGAAUGAUUCACGGAAUGUUAGUGAUGCCUGUCAUAUUUUCUCUACUGGAUACAGUACCCAAAAAGUUUGCUCCAAAGUUUAAAAAUCAACAUCUAUCAUCGACAGUAACGGUAGUCACAGUGAUCACUUAA